Messenger RNA from Hyaloscypha bicolor E, 1123 nucleotides. RefSeq lists its product as uncharacterized. Lineage: Eukaryota; Fungi; Ascomycota; Leotiomycetes; Helotiales; Hyaloscyphaceae. The transcript is spliced from 3 exons. The coding region runs from base 180 to 1109 and encodes 309 amino acids. The record is from RefSeq and is a predicted model, not a curated record.
CAGGAAAAGUAUUAAAGAGAGCAAUUCCUCCCAGAUUGUCUUCUCAUCCUCAUCUCAACAGCAUCUUCAACAGUAUCUUCAACAGUAUCAUCCAGCACAACACUCAUUUUCCCUCAGUUUCUUAAUUUGACAACUUCACUCACCUUAAUCCAAAGCUUUCACCUUCGGCUACUUCCAAAAUGCACUGCUCAUUCUCCAACACCGUUCUGGCUGCUUUCAGCAUCAUCUCCAUCGCCUCUGCAGGCCCAAUUGCAGCCCGUGACAUCUGUGGUGUAGCCCCCGCCGGAACUGUAGCCCAAACGCCUCUCUCGCAGCCCACUGGAAUCAAUACCGCUGCAGACUGUGCUGCUAAGUGCAAAGGCAACCCAGCAUGUCUUUCCUUCCUCUUUGGCCUCGUCGAUGGUGUCGAUAAAUGCCUCCUCUACUCUGUUCCAGCUGCUUCAGUCCCCCCUCAAACCAACCUUGUCGCUUAUGACAUCGCAUGCACCUCAAUCCCAUCUGUUGUUCCCACUGCGGCCAACCCAGGUGGACUUCGCAGCCGUCAAGCUACUGGAGCUCAAGUCUCAAACCCUGCUCAAGGUGCCUCGGGCACCACAACAGGCUCAGGUACUCAGACAGUCGGAACUCACGCCAAUCCCGUCAACGCUAUCCCAGCUGGCUCGCCACAAGCAGUUGGAACUCACGCCAACCCUGCGAACACUGUCCCCGCUGGCUCACCAAACCCAAUCGCCGAGCCCGUCGUUGAUGACCUGUCUGCCUGUCUGGCAGCGUGCAAAGGUAACCCAUCUUGCAUUGCGUAUACGUUUGAGUCUGGCGUUUGCAAGCUGUUCGGUCCUACUCCAGUCAGACGCAGACAGCAACAAGGUGCCGCAGGUGGUUCUGCCAGCGGUCAAGGAGCCCAGAACCCACAGACUGGUCCUUCCCCGACACCUGCCCCUACGAACCAAGGAACUCACGCGAACCCCAUCAACGCAGUUCCUGCCGGUUCCCCAACACCAAUCGCCACCCCUGCCGUUGAUGACCUGACCGCCUGCCUCGAUGCCUGCAAAGGAAACCCUGCCUGCAUCGCGUACGUGUUCGAGUCUGGUGUCUGCAAGCUUUACGAAUAGAAAGUUUGAACGAG